Messenger RNA from Aplysia californica (California sea hare), 3046 nucleotides. RefSeq names its product transcription initiation protein SPT3 homolog. NCBI's taxonomy places the organism in Eukaryota, Metazoa, Mollusca, Gastropoda, Aplysiida, Aplysiidae. The record is from RefSeq and is a predicted model, not a curated record. Gene Ontology annotation, biological process: transcription by RNA polymerase II. Gene Ontology annotation, molecular function: transcription coactivator activity; protein heterodimerization activity.
GGCGACCAUAUUGACAGAAGCUCGUGAUUGAAGGAAUAGAGUUGAAGAUAUUGCACGUAUGGUUUCGGCGACAGCCGGCGUCCUUCUCCCGAGACUGCUGCUCUUGUGGAGGAGAUAGUCCACCAGCACAUGGUUGCUAUGAUCCAUCAAGCAUCUGAAGUGGCAACCAUGAGAGGCGACAAGGCAAUCUCUAUAGAGGACAUUCUUUUCCUCCUGAGGAAAGACAAGGUGAAGCUCAAACGUCUCCUACAGUACUACGAGGUCCAGGACUUGAAGAAUGUCGUCAAAAGCUCCUUGGGCGGGAGUGAGGACCCAAAACUGGACGUCAAUAUGGGAUUGGAUAAACGUGCGAUGGGCAAGAACCGCAGAGUUUGUUACGAGUUUCUCUCUUCCAUUGACCAGACUGGAGAGCUGUUGGCAUUGUUCGAUGACAGAGAGCCAGAUGUAGUCAAACAUGAGAGGCUUGUGAGGUCGGAGCUCCAGGCCCGAGGCAUGGACACUCAGCAGUACAUGGACUUCUGUCAGGCCAGACAGGCUAACUUUAGCCGUCGAUACAGUAAGUCUCAGCGGUUCCGUGACUGGCUACAGCUGAACCUCAGCCCGGACAUCAUGCUCAGUGCCACGGCCAUCGACAUCUUCAGCUAUCUAGCGUAUGAGUGUGUUGCUCAGAUCGUAGACCUGGCCCUGCUGGUCAAACAAGACCAGCGAGCUCGGCCCGGGGACCCGACAAGUCGCUACCACCCGCCGCUGAGCGUCAACUACGCCGAACUCCAGGCCAGCAGCUUGUACAACAAGGCAGACACCGCCGACCACUCACAGAGUCCACCAUACGAUAGCGUGACGGGGACUGGAAGUCAGCUGUCUGCCCAGCUCACCGGCACGCAAGCCACAGUCAAUCUGGGCAACUCUCAGAGCUCCGCCGCCAACGCUCAGGCGGUCAGUGCCGCUCUGGGCCGCGCAGGCCUCAAGAAAAAACGCAAAAGGAGUGGGCCUGCGACUGCCCUGGAGGUCUCCUGGGAUAGCACCAUCAUGCCCAGUGAUGUACGAGAGGCCAUACGCAGAUACUACACAGACAUCGGACCCUUUGCAUCCAGUAUGAAAGUGAGCCCUCACUGUUCUCCAUGGUUCAAGACUUUGUGCAGUUGAGUCAUGACUGACAUCAGCUAUGUGCAACUUGCCACUUGCCACAGAGUAUGGGACCUUGAUGCGGAUCAGGAGAAAUACAGCAAAGUCUACUUAAAAUGAAGACUGCAGGACCACAGGAUUUCAUUGGGUUUAACCGGGUUUUUAGUUUAGAAAGGUUGCUCAAAAAGGGCAAAAAAAUAUGUGAUUUUAUAGAUACAUAUAUUUCUUUCGGUUUCCUUCUGUUUUCGGAUUAACCAUGUUUGGUUUUAGUUGACUCCGCUGGUGUCUCCUUUGCUCUCUCUUUCAUUGAGGGAAACAGAAAGGAAUUAUAAAUAGCACGUCUAAGUGACUGCAUCUGGAACCAAAAAUUUAUGUUAUUAAUUCAAAGGCAAUGAAAUAAGGCACACUGUGUUUUUUUUAAACUACGGCAACAUGAGACUUCCCUAUUUAGAGUUAAAUUUAAAUAGUGUUUUUGUACGAAAUUGUACAGUUGACCUCUGCUGUAACGGGACAGUGGGGACGAAAGUGAUGCCCCUGUUAAAGCCGAGUCCUGUUGUUAUAGGCAGGGAUCAAGUUUAAUACUGCUACUUAUGAUUAAAUAAAACAAAUGGGAUCAUUUUCAUUACAUACUAAACUAGAUAAGUUACCACAGAUUUAUCACUUUAUUACCCCUUUCUUUUGUAGUGAUAUAUUUUUACUCCACAUCUUUAGCCUCCUUUUUCUAGUAUCUUUUCUUCCUAUCUCAUGGGUUUUAGAUGCAUGGGUAGCAAUAAUAAUUUAUUUGUGUUCUUUUGUAGCGCACAUCCUUGCUCCACGGUCUGCAUGCUUUACAAGUAGCAAUUAGGAAAAGGAACACACAUAGAAGUGUGAUUGAUAUAGCAGCGAGUAGACUAUGUACUUUUCAUUCUAUCAUAUUAAAUAUUAUCUAUGAUACAAGUCUUGCCACCCCAAGGGGAAACAGUAUAAUGAUGUUUUGCUUGACAAAGGCCACACAAAGUCACUGACUGGAUUUUCAUCAACACCAAAGUGCAUCCACGUCUCCCCUCCCAUCCCCUGCACACACAGUGUAUGACACAUCAUAAAAUGUUGUGUACACAAACAACUUCUAAUGAGGCCUGUUUUGAUUCACGUAGAAGCAACUCGCUGUUUUGGAUGUUGUUUUGCUUCAUUGCUUUUUUGCUACUGUCUUUUCUGUUUCCCGUUUGCUUGCAAUAGGAUUUUAUUGAUGGUUUGACCUCUGUUAAGGUUGAACAUGUCUCUCUGAAUACCUGCUAUGAAUGCACUUUUUCAUUAAACGUUAUAGGAGACUAGAUUUGAGGAUUUAUUGUAAGCAUGCUAUAGCUGGAAUCCUGUUUUAGCUGUGACUAUUAUAAUAUGGAGCCCACUGUAUAGGUUUAACCCCCCCCCCCCCCCCCACACACACACACACACAACACUGUAAGGUUAUUUUUAAAGAUUGGCUUUGAAUCUGAAUUCUAGUUAUAGGAUUUUGUCUAUGGUUUGACCAAAGUUAUGGUUGAGGAUGUGUCUCUGAAAUGUCUGCUAUAAAAAAGAGACUGGAUUCGAGUAUUUAUUAUAAGCCUGCUUCAGCUGGCAUCCUGUUUUAAACGUUACUGUUAUAAGUGGGGCUCACUGUAUAGGUUUUUAAAAAACCCUGCCACACUGUUAGGUUAUUUAAGAGGCAGGCUUUGAGUUUGAAACCCUCAAAAUAGAACAGAAACCAUUGCUAGUGUCCUCAGUACUUUUACAUUCCUGAGUUCAGUUUAUCACUUUGCACAUGUCAGGACAUUGUUUUAUGCAUUUCUUCUGUGGUGGCUUUUAUCGGUGUGGCCAAGUUACUAUAUUAUUUAAUAUCCAUGAAGCUUUCUUCUUUAGUAGGGUAUCACUGGCAGACUUUAUUUCUCUGUGCAAACUUCUGGAA